This is a messenger RNA of Paramuricea clavata, 4480 nucleotides long. Lineage: Eukaryota; Metazoa; Cnidaria; Anthozoa; Malacalcyonacea; Plexauridae. The record is from the annotation of a GenBank genome assembly.
AGGCGAAAAUGGCACCAAGACUUUCUUGGAUCGCACUUGGAGUCUUUUUCAUAUUUAUUUCCAGCGAAAACGUACUCUGUAAGAAAUUACAUCUGGUGAAAAAGAAAGGUAUGCCAUACCAUGUCACUGGUUUUUAAUAUUGAAUAUUGAUAAGAGUACCGAGUAGUCUCACAACUCGGUUGGUCCACUAUCAGUUCUAAAGUGUUCUCCCUGGAAAAUGCCACAAAUCAACAGUGCCGUUAACAAUUCAAAAUAAUGCAGUGCAUUUAUGCUUGUUUUUAAUUUAGAAGAAACAGUCUCUCCAUUGAAAAAGAGCGUUAUAGGAAACUUUGACCUGAAAGCAUGUAAGCAUAUCGUGUAUACCAUAAACGAGCCUUUACUCUUUAGUCUAGAAUUUAUCCUCUCUAACCGCAAAGAUUACACGAUCAAUUUUUGUACUGAAGAGCUCGUUUUUUCUUUAUAUAUUCUCAGGCAAAACCCACAACGAUUAAUAUGAAGAAUAUUUUUUUAUAGAUGCAAAAAGUAUAAAGUCAGAAAAUUGCAGGAAUCGGAAGCCAAAGUUGGAAUGUGCUAAAAUGUUGAAACAGUCAGCGAAUGCAUGUCUGCUAAAUCGCAAAUUCAUGAGUGACAACUGCAUACUGGCGUGUCGUUUUUGCAGCCCUUACACUAAAGGUGUGUAUAUACAGGAAAGUUUCUACUACUUUUUAUAGCCAGGGGCGUAUAGCCACGGGGGAAAUAGGGGAUCCAGACCCCACACACACACACCUUUCUUCAGGAACAAUUAAGUUUGAAAUUCUUUCAAACGGCUGAGGAGAAACUGGUGGAAGGUGUAACCUCUCGAUGUUUUCAUCUGUGACAUAAAAUACACCAAAUCUGUGGCCGCUUUCAGAUUAUCAUAAAACAUAUCUAAAAUACAUGAAAUCAGCGUUUCGUAGACCAUAAAAUGUCUGGAACAAAAGUUACCAAGCAUUUUGAGUAAAUUGUGUGUCAAGUAACUACCAAACACGCGUUAGCUGAUAACAUCCGAUAACAUCUAGGACGUUUUCUAACUUUAUAAACCAAGACUCCAAGUAUGACCCGAUACAUCUCUAUUUUUAUUAUAGAACAGAAAACUAAGAUAAUAAGCAAACAAUGCAAAGACCACCAUUCAAAAUGUCGCUUCUGGGCAAAGAAUGGUGAUUGCUUUCACUAUUCGGUAUUCAUGAUGGACGUUUGUAAAAAAAGUUGUGAAAUUUGUGAAAGCGGUAAGAAUGUGCUACGGACGUUUAUUAACGUAGUGAGGGACAAAACUCAUAUUAGAAAUAUACCUAGUGGUUGGUGUGUCAUAUGUCUUUCACCUCUGCAUAACUGGAUUCUUUUGUGUAGUUGUGCGACUGUAAUUUCAUUCAGUUGCACUGUGGAUAAGAUUUUCUUCUAUACUGCAGUAACACCAAAGAAUGACUGGCUUACUAUAGAUAUCCAGGGAAAGUGAGUUUAAGACGGAACCGACAGAUCAGAACUAUCCAGUAUAAAUAAAGUUACUUUAGUUUAGGUUUCCUCUUGUAGUAUCCAAUACUGGACCAAUAAAAGAUGGUUUUACCGGAUCUCACGUAAGAAUAGUCAGUUAGUACAACCAGGGACGCCGGAACUGGGGGGGGGCAGCCGCCCCCGUUGCCCUUUAUCAAGAGGGGCAAGGGGGGCAAAGGUGCCCUUUCAAUUUAAAGGAUUGCCUUUGCGAAAUAGCAAAUUGUCAGAAAUGUUAGUGCAAUUCUUUUACGAAUUUGCUUCAGAAAACGCAAGAAAUGCAGUCAUCGGACUUCAAGAAUGAAUCGCCUGGCGGAGAACCCCCUCACACCCCUAUCAUCCAAUAAAUAAAAAACAUGAUUAUGCGAAGUUCAACUCCCGAUGUUUUGCAAACAUCUCUUAGUAUAUAUCAAUUCAAAAGUGCCCUUUCACGAAAAUGUCUUCACAUCGAUACACUUGCAAUUUUUGCUGCGAUUUCUAGUGCAAUUUUCUUCUUCUGAUGAAUGAGAACGCGUUGAUUUACUCCAAGUUUCUCUCUCUGUGUUUCCCGAAUGUCUUGAAUAUAGUUGCCCUCAUCUGAGCAUUCAUAACUCGUUCACAUUCAUCCGAGGCCCUGUUGCUCAAAGCUGAAUUGACCAUUUGCGUAAUAGACUAAAUUUUGAACUCAACAAGUCUAGACAAAAAUUUCAUCACAGCUUGAAAGAGCAUCACAAAAUUAGUAAUAUUGCAAGGUUUCGUUGCGAAAUGUUGUAAAAUGCGGAUAAUAUAGCCUUGCGAAGUUUGCAAUUUUCAGUCAUUUUAGAUUACAAACGGGAAAUUGACAGCCUCAAUGCGUAUCGGGCUGUCAAUUUCCCGUUUGUAAUCUAAAAUGACUGGAAAUUGCAAACUUCGCAAGGCUAUAUUAUCCGCAUUUUACAACAUUUCGCAACGAAACCUUGCAAUAUUACUAAUUUUGUGAUGCUCUUUCAAGCUGUGAUGAAAUUUUUGUCUAGAUCAAAAUUUAGUCUAUUACGCAAAUGGUCAUAACGUCGGAGAAGAAAACUCCUCGAAGAAAUAUUUGCAAAUUUAUAAACAAGCUGUUAGGAAGUUUGCUUAGAAUAUUAGGUUAUCUAGAGUUGUGCUAACCGGCCCCAUGCGGAAGACGAAAUCGCCCCGAAAAUCGCAGCUAAAAAUUGCAAACAUGCCUUAACAAGAUUCCUACCAUAUCAUUUUCUUAACCAGGUAACCCGUCAAUGUCAGACCAAGAUGAACGCUGCCCGACGUGGGGUAAAGCUGGCUUUUGCGGAAUUAAGAAAGAAAAGAUGGGAAACCUAUGUCCAUACAGUUGCAAAAAAUAUGCACGCCGUCGUUACAUAGUGAAGUACGCGAAACCCCCCAAGCGCCGUAGUCCUCGUCCCAAGCCUAAACCUAGACCCGCCAAACCUACAGCUCGGCCAACCCCGCCUCUCACUCAAGACGAAAAAGAAGAUUUAAAGGAAGCUACGGAAGAAUACGCGGAGGAAGAAGAGACGAGACUCCGGGAAAAGGAGGAACAGCGGAAGGAAAAAGAUGAAGAAAAAGUCACCCCACUUCAAGCACCCCCCGUCGUGAGGAGUGAGAGUCCGUCACCAAUCCCCGCGCCGGUACUAGAUGACCUCAGUGUUGAUGUUCCCAGCGAGUACGAAGGAGGGACGCCACCAGCAGCAGAAAAGAAAAAGACUAGGUAUUAUGAUAGUUUUGUUUGUGGAAACACCAUGUUUUAUUAUAUGUUUUACUUAACUAUUAUAUGUUUUAUUAUAUGUUUUACUUAACUAUUAUAUGUUUUAUUAUAUGUUUUACUUAACUAUUAUAUGUUUUAUUAUAUGUUUUACUUAAUUAUUAUAUGUUUUAUUAUAUGUUUUACUUAACUAUUAUAUGUUUUAUUGCCAUGCAAACAUACAAAGAACUUAGACUAGGUAUUGUUACUAUCUGCGGAUGGAGAGGGAUUCAACUACCUGAAAAAUACAAGUAACACUUUGUUUCGAGCGAAGGCCCUCCAACAGGGAGUUAGUGACAUCCCUCUCAAUCCACAGUUUUCUGGUGUUAUUGUCAUUGCCUCAUUGAAAUGAAUUGGAACGCUACCUUCAGAUGAAUUGCCUUUUUCUUGAAGCCGAAUCUUGACCCAGACACACAUCUUUGAGGUCGCGUCGUCUUUUCUAAAUCUGUCUAAUGACUGAUUGAGUGCUCUUCGCAUGCGUGAAAAGACUGGGACUGGCCUUCAAGUUUGGCUUCACGGUUGGAGGCUACGUUCCAGUUCAUUUUAUUUCAAAGGAUCGAACUCCCUUACUUGAUUCAUAGCUACAACAGGACGCAAACCUAAGCUAAGCUAACUUCAUUUAUACCGGAUAGCUAUAUCACUUUUAAACUUCUAAACUGACAAAUCUCUUAUUCUUCCAGUGUUAUUAUAAGAGGAUAUCUAAGGUGUUCGCUAGAGCCAAACUGCAUGCAUAAAUUUCUACCUCCCCCCCCUCCAUUAAAAAUCAAAUGGUCCGCCCCUCAACAGCACGAUUAAUUAUAUAUUUUGUAACUCUUUCAGCAUCUAGCCGUAUGGUCAAGAAUCUUAAAUUACAGGAAAAGAAAUACACGAAGAACUGAAUACGAAGUUACCAACUGGAUAUUAAAUAAUAUAAAUUUUGUGGACGUGGGACGGCCUUUUCACGUCUUGGAUCGGACUAAUACUUUCUUGGCUGGCAGCCAUUGUGCGAUUGUUAAAAUAUGAGACAUUAAAUUACUGGAAUGUGUAUAUAAUUAUAGUAUUUGAAAAUUGUGAAUCAAAUUUCAAACAACUCUACCACCCUGAAUCGGCAUGAUAUUUUUAGAAAAAACUUUUUAAAAGAGAAAAAAACGGCUUUAGUGCCAAAAGAUAAACAUCUAAUGAUUUUUGUGAUGUAAUUAUUAAAUGUUACUGUAAUACUGAUUUGUUCUUUUUUAGAAUAUAAUAAAUGUCUUCGUGUUCUAA